Messenger RNA from Pyrgilauda ruficollis (rufous-necked snowfinch), 2085 nucleotides. It is a transcript of the gene BEGAIN, whose product is annotated as brain enriched guanylate kinase associated. NCBI's taxonomy places the organism in Eukaryota, Metazoa, Chordata, Aves, Passeriformes, Passeridae. Bases 1 to 2085 code for a protein of 694 amino acids. The record is from RefSeq and is a predicted model, not a curated record. Gene Ontology annotation, cellular component: synapse. The transcript has 8 exons.
AUGGAAGUGGUCUCUUACCAGGAGCAGCAGGUGAUGAUGCACAAAGAAGACCCAAUGGACAUACAGGAGACAUCUAAUUUGGGGAUUGAACUGAUGGGCAAAGCUGGAGAUGAAGAGAAGCCUUGGCAGGAGUUUUUAGAAGAGGUACGAAAUUCCUGGGUGCCAACCUGCCUAUGGCAACCUAGAAUUCUCCAGGGCAGGCUCGCAAAAUCUUCACCUACUCUCUGGGACAGUACUUUGCAAGAACAGAAGGGGGAAUUACGAAAGCGCCUAUCGUACACUACCCAUAAGCUGGAAAUGCUUGAAACAGAGUUUGACUCUACACGUCAGUAUCUUGAAAUAGAAUUGAGACGUGCUCAGGAGGAACUUGAAAAAGUAACUGAAAAGCUGAGAAGGCAGGUGAUUACUCCCCUGAAGACAUAUCAUAAUGGAAGCCAAAAAUAUUUUACGAGGAUACAAAACAAUUACCUAGCCUUACAAAGAAUUAAUCAGGAUCUGGAGGAUAAACUUUACAGAAUGGGUCAACACUACGAAGAGGAAAAACGGGCUUUGAGCCAUGAAAUAAUUGCACUCAAUAAUCACUUAAUAGAAGCCAAGGUGACAAUAGAUAAGUUGUCAGAAGACAAUGAGCUCUACAGGAAGGACUGCAAUUUAGCUGCUCAGCUUCUCCAGUGCAGCAAGAACUAUGACAGGGCACAUAAACUUUCAGAGUUGCCAACUGACUUUCAGGAAAGAGUCAGCAUCCACCUGGAGAAACACGGGUGCAGCCUUUCUGUCCCCUUGUGCCACACUUCCUAUGCUGAUACCAUACCCACUUGUGUCAUUGCCAAAGUACUGGAAAAACCAGACCCACACAGCUUGUCCUCACACUUGUCAAGCCCAUCCACGAGGGAUCUCAAUUUUCAGGACUCUGCUGGAAAAGUCGGACAAAGACCCCAGUACAAGUCCGACAUCUACUGCAGUGACACAGCUCUUUACUGCCCCGAGGAGAGGAGGAGGGAGAGGAGGCAGAGCGUGGACACACAGGUGAAAGACGUGGGGUUCCUGCGGUCCCAAAACUCCACGGACAGCACUGUGGAAGAAGAUGGUUUCCAUUCCAGCUUCUCCCACGAAGCCUUCCCAGAGUACAUUACCUCUCUUCCAACCUCCAGCUCCUACUCCAGCUUCAGCGUCACGUCUGAGGAGAAGGAGAAUGCCCAGGCCAACACUCUGACAGCCUCCCAGCAGGCGAUCUACAUGAGCAACCGAGACGAGCUGUUUGAAAGGAAGUCCCCCGCGGGUUACGAGCAUCAGGGGAGCCCCAGGUUUGCCAAGCCCAAACCCGCGCAGCACAUGGAGCUUGCUGACGACAACGAGAACUCACCCACUUUUACCAGGACUCUGCCUCCAUAUGCAAACGAACCUUUUCAUUUCUCAGCCAUAACACCACAGCAGGCUUUGGCAAACCAGAAAAUGAGGAAUGAGUGCAGGAGCACCCACCUCUCAGAAGAAGACUUGCCAGGGCGAUGGAGGCAGCUGAGUGUGGAGGACAUUGGAGCGUACUCCUACAGGAAUGCUGGCAGGCUGUCUCCCUGCAGCUUCUCAGAGCAGUACUACAGCAGCCCCAUCAAGAAGGGGGACAGUCGAACAAGCCCCAUCUAUGCUAGUUACAAAGCAGACAGCUGCUCAGAGGGAGAUGACAUCUGCCAAAGCAGACUUGUGGAUUCUUGCUUCCUGAGAACAGACAGUGGCCUGAACAUUGACAUCAGCACAAGCUGUAAACAGGACAAAUUGCCCACUUACAAAACAAAAGAAUCAAGAGACCAAAAAAACGAAAGGAUCACUGUCCAGUUAUGCAGUAGCAAAAACAUCGAAAACAGCCAAGUAUUGAAAAGAGAAUACGUGGACGUGAGCCCCAACAGCUCAGCAGAGUCACUCAAUCAGAGUUCAGUGGAGGCUCCAGAAAUCCACCAGUCUUCCAUGGAUCAAGGAAGCCAUUCGGGUGUUCACAGCAAACAGCCGCAGUUCCAGAGGACUGGGAGCACUGGUCUGAGUCGGAAGGACAGCCUUACAAAAGCACAGUUAUACGGAACCCUUCUGAACUAG